Molecule: messenger RNA, 3678 nt
Organism: Spodoptera frugiperda (fall armyworm)
Lineage: Eukaryota; Metazoa; Arthropoda; Insecta; Lepidoptera; Noctuidae
Product: glycolipid transfer protein-like
Exons: 6
Coding region: 2234-2860 (208 amino acids)
Biological process (GO): ceramide transport; intermembrane lipid transfer
Cellular component (GO): cytoplasm; cytosol; membrane
Molecular function (GO): ceramide 1-phosphate binding; ceramide 1-phosphate transfer activity
Source: RefSeq, a predicted model, not a curated record
ACCGACGACACGAGUGUUCGACCAAGUUUAGUGAGAAGCGAGGAGGAACGGCACUGCACGCUGGCUGCGAAUGGUCGAGUAGAGCCGCCGCGCCGCGCCGCCCGCUCCCGCAGUCCGCCUGCCGCGCCGGUUCUGCGCGCUCCACGCUAACCGCAUCAUGGUAAUGGACAACCGUGCGAAUGAAGAUAGCGAUACAGAACAUAACUCUUCAAUUUUUAUAACUAAUUUUCAAAAUGGAGACGUCGUGAACUAUUCCUUAGUUUUGAUUAAGGGAAUCAUAACAAGAGGCAAUUCGAACAAUCAUGAAAAACUCACGUGCACAUUAAAAAGUGAAAACUUUCAAAACAAAACUCAGUGGGACGUUUACAAUGGAGAAUUUAAAGUGAUCAUAGAACUUAGAAGAGGUGAAAAUGUUAUUGAACUGGAAUACGCUGAACAGCAACGAAAAACGUUACUCUUGGAUUAUACUCCACGAAAAACAAAUCUGCGAGUAACUCCAGUCUACAUCAUAUGUCAAGGUCACGACGGAUGUUUUCAAAGUCCGCCAGAUAUCGACAACUCGAUAGAAAGUGCCUGUUCUAGAAUUGCGAUUGGUUCAAAAUUGAUCCAAUGUUUAACAGCAGAAAAACUUUUUGAGAGUGGUAUUGGAAGAAAAACAUUCCAACUUGAACAUGAAGUUAAUCCUAAAAAACCAGAAUGCAUUGUAUUCAAAAGCAGCCUCAACGUUAACAAGGCCAGAAAAAUGAAACAAACCGAGUUAUGGUCACAUUUUGGAAGAGAACUGAUGCUUUCUGAUUUAGGAAGUAACGAGAGAAAAUUCUUGGGCUUCAUAUCCUGCACUCGAUUUAAAGGUACUGAUAUUGAUAAGCCCAUGACACACGAAGAGAUUGUAUCUCUUACUGAAGCAUACGCUGCAUUAGGAGGAGGAGGCUUGGCUCUUUUCGGGACAGCUUGUCUGUAUACCUGGCCCACGACUGUAGAAGAAAUCAUUCCAAAAUUCUUAGAUGCGACCCCAGUAAACAUAAGGCGAUUUAUGGACGACAGUGGAUAUCGAGGAACACUAGGAGGAUGUUUCGCAACUACACUAGGUUCAGUAUUCCAUGAACUUGGUCACACAUUUGAUCUUGGGCACACCAAAGAUGGUAUUAUGGGAAGAGGUUUCGACAAUAUCGACAGGGUAUUUGUUACCGGCGAAAAACGAUCAGCUCUAGUGAAAGAUAACAUGAAUAACUUUAAUGGAAAACCAGUACAACAUUCUACCGUUUCACUACAGCGUAAUAUAAGUGUAACUAUGAAUGUUGCGGAACCAUUGCGGGUUUUAGGACCAAGAAGUAAAACAACGUUAGGUAACUUUGCUGCAAUGUCCAAAUCUGAUAUUAUAAGAAGAAGCCCAAAUGUGACUCCGAUUACUAGACCAUCUAGUGUUUAUUCAAACAUCACAAAUAGGCUUACGGAUUCAAAGAAAAAUGUUAAUCGGACCAAUGGGAAUGACUCUAUUUAUUGGACAAGAAAUUGUGCUGUAUUACUAUCCUAUCAUCGCUGGUUCAAUAAUGAAUAUGGAAGAGAAAGACAAGCAAUAACAAGAUAUUUAAAAUUUGAUAAAAAUAAAAUGAUGAUCAUCUCUACAGCUGGCAUCAGAAUAGUAGAAGUCCGAGAUGAGUCAAAUGGGAUGGUUUUAGAUUCAUACGAAUUUACUAAUCUUGUACCAGAAAAGAGAUUCUUGGUUCCAUUUACGUUUUCUCCUAAAACCAAAGUGUUGACGAUAGUAGUGGAGGAUGAUUUGGGAAACGUGCUAAAACAGACAUUUUCAUAUUAAGUCGUUGGCGUAACAGUAUUAGGAAAGUUGACAAUAAAAGUGAAGAAAGAUAAAGUUGGAAACAAGAAGAAUAAAGUAUUACACAUUAUAGAAACGUUUAAAAUUAAUGUUUCCUCAUCUAGAAAUAGGUACUUGUAAGAGAAUAAGAACUGUACAUAAGUAAAAAGUGAAAAAACAGUGAUUUAUUCCCGUGCGUGCAUAAUUUAUUUGAAUGGUAACCCUAAAUGAUAGUGGGCAACUGGAAAAUAUGACAUUUGUGUGCUUCUGAAAAUAGCAUUAUAUUGUUUGUUUCAUAAUUUUGAUAUUGAUAAACACCGAAGGAAUGAGUCAUGAAAUGAGUGAGAUAUACAUAUAUAUGUUGGGCACAUAACUUUUUAUCAGUACUUAAUCAAUGCUAGUAGUAUCUCUGUACUGAAAAUGGCUAGCACCUCUACAAACGAGCCCUGUUUUUUCCUCCGUAUAAAACAUUUUCCACCGGUUAUAAAUGGAAGAAUUAAUAUACAAGAAUUUAUAGAAGCAUCUACGGAUUUAGUUGCAGUAGUAGAACGCCUUGGCUCGGUAUUCGCUCCUGUAAAGUUUGAUAUGCAAGGAAAUAUCGACAAAUUAAAAAAUCUAUACAAAUAUGACGAGAACUCUUGCUUACUGGAGUUGAUGCUUGCUGAAAAUGCUAAUGGUUCGCCUGUUGCAGCUGAAGGUGUACUGUGGCUAAACAGGGCUUUGCUAUUUUUUGAGAUUGUAUUUUCCCAAAUCCUGACUCAUGUGCAAGCCAAUGAUGUUGAUAUAAAUAUGAAAAAGAUAUUUACUGUGGCUUAUGAGGGGUCAGUGAAAAAAUAUCACAACUGGGUCACCCAACAAAUAUUUUCUUUUAUAUGUAAAAUGUCCCCGACUCUUCCUCAAGUAAUAAAAUCUUUUGAAAUGGACAAUGACAUGAAAGGAUUCGAAACAAAAAUUGAAAGCUUUCAGAAAACUUUGCAUUUAGUUAGACAUAAAAUUGAUGAGUUCUUCAUAGAAAAUAAUCUAUUCACUGACCAGAUAAAGAAAUAAUAAUUUAUUUUAUCAUUUUUAUUUAUAAAACUUUGACAAUUAUUAUAAAAUUUAAUGUACUAAUUGAAUUUGAAAUAUAUAUUUUUUUAUUUUAAGCAUAAUUUUAUUAAGGUAAAGUAUGUGUGAAGAGAAUGACAAAUAUUUUGAAUGCUAAAUUGUACAUAGUAUUAAAUACCAAAUAUAAUAAUAAUGCCUAAGAGUGUACCAUAGUGCUGUGUUAGUAAGGUUAAAGUAUGCGCCUGAGGCUGUUACAUGGAUGAAGAUAUGAGAAUAGAUAAUUUAUUUUAUAAUUCCAUAAGAUAAAUAGCACUAAUGAAUUAUAUUCUGAUGUGUGGUAGUCCAGAGACAUUUUGUUUAUCUAUAAUUUAUGAUUAGAUGAAAGAAAUAAUGUCCAGUGCCUUGUGAAAUAUUUGAAGGCAAAGUAACAAUUUUAUAAGACUCCAAACAUUUUACCAAGAGGUUAUAUUUGAUACAAUUAAGACUUAGAUUAUAGUUCGAUGAUAGGUAUGUCAUAAUACCUCAAGAUAAAGGUAUUAAUAGGUAUAAAAAUAGUGUUUUGUGUGAUUCAUUAUGAAGUAAUGUUUAUUUAAUGUUAUUCUGAGUGUACAAUGUAUUUAAACUUCGAUAAUUGCUGUUAUUGUAUCUUGAUCUUAAUUUAGAUUGUAUUAUGUUACAAUAAUAUGUGUAUCAACUAAUAUUUAAUUAUUACAAAUACCAAAGCUUUGCUUUCAUACACUUUCACACUUAUAUUCAAGUCCUUAAUUAAUAAAGUGAGCAUUUAAUGUUGUGUAACAACAUAAUAAAGUCUUUUCAUGUAA